Molecule: messenger RNA, 1778 nt
Organism: Nylanderia fulva
Lineage: Eukaryota; Metazoa; Arthropoda; Insecta; Hymenoptera; Formicidae
Product: odorant receptor 4-like
Biological process (GO): detection of chemical stimulus involved in sensory perception of smell; sensory perception of smell
Cellular component (GO): plasma membrane
Molecular function (GO): odorant binding; olfactory receptor activity
Source: RefSeq, a predicted model, not a curated record
AUUUUUCAAUUGAUUACCUCUGCGAACGGCACAAAAAAUGCUGUAAUAUUCGAGAUCACACAAUGUUCGCGUAGAAUUAAUUCAAUCAAACUGUUGCAACUACAAGAAUGUAUUACAAAGUAAGCGCAAGCCGAUGCGCAAGCGCAUGUCCAGUGACCUUGCAAUCGAUGCUGCACGUUCGGCUCGUGUAGUUUUCGAGAAACCUUGUCAUCGUGAACAUGCCAAGUGCACGAGACGAACACGACUCCAACUAUCAGCGUGACAUUCAAAAUAUUUUCAAGCUGAACAACUGGAUUUUAGGCUCGAUCGGCAUUUGGCCAGUCGCGAUUUGCGGUAUCGGGCGACAUGCGUCCAAAAUCAUGAUCGCGAUUUGCAAUCUCGCGUUUAGCUUCGCGUUAGUACCGUGCGCUUUACAUAUUAUCUACGACGAAAAGGACGUCAUUAUGAGACUGAAGCUAAGCGGCCUGCUGGCCUUUUGUCUUACAGCAAUGACGAAAUACUGCAUCCUCUGCAUACGUCGUCCUAAAAUACUGCAGUGCAUCGAAUGCGUGAAGAGUGACUGGUGGCAGGUGACGUUCAGCUCUGAUCGCGAAGUGAUGCUAAAAUAUGCUGCCAUUGGUCGCAAUUUAACAAUUAUCGGAGCAUCAUUCAUGUACACCGCUGGCAUUAUUUAUUACAUGAUUCUGAUUCCAUUCUUUUCCGAGCGCAAAAUCAAUAAUCAAACCAUCAGACCGUUAGUGUAUCCGGUUUACAGUGAAUUUCGUCAGUCUCAAAUUAGCCCAAUAUAUGAAAUUGUAUAUGUAGCUCACUGCAUGUGCGGAUAUACGAUAUAUUCGGUGACAGCUGGUGCGUGCGGUCUUGCCGCCUUAUUUACCACUCACGCAUGCGGCCAGAUCGAAAUGAUCGUAUCGCGAUUGGAAGAUCUCCUAGAUGGUGAAAGGUUCAAGCAAGGUCCAAAAAUUCAUCAACGAAUUGCUGCCGUUGUGCAAGAUCACGUUCGAAUACUAAGGUUUGCAAUUGUUGUGGAAGAAGUUUUACAAGAAGUAUGUUUAGUAGAAUUUACUAGUUCUGUAUGCACGAUAUGUUUGCUCGAAUACUACUGCAUAGUGGAUUGGCAACAAAAUAAUAAACUUAGUUUAGCGACUUAUUUUCUGCUCUUUGUUUCAUUCUGCUUCAAUGUAUACAUAUUAUGCUAUAUCGGCGAGCUUCUAAUGGAAAAGAGCAGUCAAAUUGGAUAUAUAUGUUAUAUGAUUAAUUGGUAUCAAUUAUCGCCAAAAGCAGCUCGCAAUCUUAUAUUGAUAAUCGCUAUGGCGAGUCAUCCUAUAAAACUCAGUGCUGGUAGAAUGGUAGAUUUAUCAUUAUCAACUUUUGGAAAUGUAUGUAUGUGUAAGCAUACAGGUGUAGGCAUACAGGCAGAUCAUAUUUACAAGACAUUAUAUAAUUCUAAUUUCGAAUCUGAAAUUGCACUUCAAGUUUGAAAUAAGAUAAUUAUAUGAAAAACAAAUUAAUAUUCCAAAAAUUAUUUUAUGUCACGUUUGCAUAAUAAUCUAAGAAUUAACUUUUUAUAUUCAACAAUUUUAAUAUUUAGAUAAAAUUACAAAAGAUUAAAUUAUGACUGAAAAAAGUAUCAUAUUAUGUUAUAAUAUAAUUAUUCUAGGUGUUAAAAACUAGCGUGGCAUAUCUGAGCUUCCUGCGAACGUUAGUAAUGUAAAUAUAAUCAGAUUAUGUGACAUUAUAAGAAAGAAAUAUAUAGAAAUUGUUAUAUAUAUAAAAUAAUU